Molecule: messenger RNA, 1248 nt
Organism: Musa acuminata AAA Group (dessert banana)
Lineage: Eukaryota; Viridiplantae; Streptophyta; Magnoliopsida; Zingiberales; Musaceae
Exons: 4
Coding region: 14-745 (243 amino acids)
Source: RefSeq, a predicted model, not a curated record
GCUACAAUGCAUCAUGGACGAGUUACAUACCGGCUCACAAGACUCGGGUCACCGCGGAUGCGAACUCAACGGGGUUGGUUCACACCGCGAGUCAACCCAGACGUUAAAUGCCACAUUUGGAUUCCGUCGCACGGCCAAUCUCACUGUUCCUCCCGAAAGCCAGAUCAGAGCGGCUGUGGUGCUUUCGUCCGAUCAAGCAUUGCCGACGGCUAAGGCCGAAAGAUCCAUCGAUUGCGGCGUACGAGGCGGACGAAUGGCAGAGUCAGCUGACGAAGGCGGUUCCAGGGAUCCGGCCUUGGGAGCCGACGGGGAUCCACGGCGCAGUCCCAAGGCCUCGACCUGCAAGGGCAAGUCCUGCAAGGGAUGCCUCUACUACUCCUGGCGCCUCAAAUCCGACGCCCGUAUCCCGGUCGGCGUUGGGAUCGGCCGGAUGCUUCCCCAAGAUUGCUUUGGCCUGAGACAACUUACUACUACUGGCAUACUCAGAAAGAAUUCAUCAAUUAUUUUGCAGUACCUAACUACAUCAUCGGUGAAUCUGAAAUGGAAGCUACAAAAGAAGGCCGUAGCUUGUCAGAUUUCAAGUACACUUGUGUUGGUUAUUCAGUUUUCCUUGAUACAAAAAAUGAUAAUGCUGAAAAGCCAGAGAACCAAGCAGAGUUGCCAUUUUGUGCAGGCAUUGAGAUGCUACACCAUUCACAACCACGAGCACACCGAUCAGCUCACCCUUCAGGGGAUGAAUUGUUAAACAGGAAAGCAUAUGGUUUUAAUUCUGUUCCUACGUUUUCCUCAAUGUGAUUAAGAGUAAAGAAAUGCUAGAGGUUUAUCUCCAUGCAGGUUUAGAAAGAAUGCUGGGCUGGUGGCUUCAGGUGUCGCUAAGAACCUGAACAGAGUCGGCAAUUACAUCAAAGAAAGUGUUGACAACAUAUUGUAUCCACACCGCAGGCGACCCAAGUAAGAUCUCGACCCCAACCCACACAUCUUAUGACCAACAAGAAACAAAGAAAAGAAGUGGGUUUUUCUUGAUGUGGGUUCCUCUCUGUUGUUGGCAAUAUCAGUUUGAAUCUGUAACUUUGUUUCUAGAAUAAUUUUGUUGUAAAAAUUCAAAUGCCUGGCUGCUUGCUAGCUGCAUAUUUGUUUGGCCAUUGCUAAUAGCUGUUAUAGGGGCCAAUAUUAGCAGUAUUCAUAUCAGCUGGUGCACUCGUUAUAUCUCGUGGUAAAUAUCAAAUGCAUCGAGUACUUGGUUGGAUA